CUUCUUUUUAAAUUUCUCAGGGCCGGACGUCAUUUCGACAUCCAUACAGCCCGAUAUAAGUAUAUACAAAAAACAUAAAUUGUUUUUCCGAUUGUUUUGUGUUUUCUUGAGAAAUAAAUUUUGCAAAAUGCCAUAUGCCAAUCAACCUUCAGUACAGAUAACAGAAUUGGGGGAUGAGAAUGUGAAAUUCGUGGUUGAGGAUACGGAUUUGAGUGUUGCAAACAGUCUUCGGAGAGUUUUCAUCGCUGAAACACCAACUUUGGCAAUAGAUUGGGUACAACUAGAAGCAAAUUCAACUGUUCUAUCAGAUGAGUUCCUUGCACAUCGUAUUGGUCUCAUCCCAUUAAUUUCUGACGAUGUUGUUGAACGAAUGCAGUAUACCCGGGAUUGUUCAUGUCUGGAUUUUUGCACAGACUGUAGUGUUGAAUUUACUCUGGAUGUCAAAUGUAAUGAUGAGCAAACUCGGCAUGUAACAACAGCGGAUCUUAAGUCCAGUGACCCUCGUGUGUUGCCAGCAACUUCCCGGAAUCGCGAUGAUGAUGAUAACGAAUAUGGAGAGAGUACAGAUGAAAUUCUCAUCAUAAAGUUACGCAAAGGUCAGGAAUUGAAACUCAGAGCAUACGCCAAAAAGGGAUUCGGGAAGGAACAUGCCAAGUGGAAUCCCACAGCCGGUGUUUGCUUUGAAUAUGAUCCUGAUAAUACCAUGAAGCAUACAUUGUACCCUAAACCAGAUGAAUGGCCUAAAAGCGAACAUACAGAACUUGAUGAUGAUCAAUAUGAAGCUGAAUUCAACUGGGAAGCAAAACCCAAUAAAUUCUUUUUCAAUGUUGAAUCUUCUGGUGCACUCAAGCCAGAGAAUAUUGUAAUGAUGGGUGUGCAGCAAUUGAAGAAUAAGCUGUCGAAUCUUCAGACACAGCUGAGUCACGAAAUUGAGAACGAUACACUUGCUUUUUAAUAUUUUGGUCGUAUAUUUGCAAAUGCAUAAAAUAAAGGAAUAGAAAAAAAAACAAUAAA
Messenger RNA from Lutzomyia longipalpis, 1014 nucleotides. It is a transcript of the gene RpII33, whose product is annotated as DNA-directed RNA polymerase II subunit RPB3. The coding region runs from base 128 to 955 and encodes 275 amino acids. The record is from RefSeq and is a predicted model, not a curated record. Gene Ontology annotation, molecular function: protein dimerization activity; DNA-directed RNA polymerase activity; DNA binding. Lineage: Eukaryota; Metazoa; Arthropoda; Insecta; Diptera; Psychodidae. Gene Ontology annotation, cellular component: RNA polymerase II, core complex. Gene Ontology annotation, biological process: DNA-templated transcription. The transcript has 3 exons.